AUGACCAGUGGUAAUUUGAUUUCCUUCGUCAUCUAUGAAUUUCUUCUAGGUGACUGCAUGGAGUCCAUUGGAUCGGUAUAUGGAGGCCUGAUGCAAGGUGUUGGUGCUGCAGAGAAAGUGUUUGAAUUCAUAGACCGCAAACCAAAGAUGGUCAAUGAUGGCACCUUGGCCCCUGAGCAUUUAGAAGGCAAAGUGGAGUUCCAAAACAUCACCUUCUCAUACCCUACCCGGUCCAGGGCACAAGUGUUAAAGAACUUGUCUUUCACACUGUAUCCUGGAAAAGUCACCGCACUGGUGGGACCAUCG
This is a messenger RNA of Staurois parvus, 306 nucleotides long. The record is from the annotation of a GenBank genome assembly. NCBI's taxonomy places the organism in Eukaryota, Metazoa, Chordata, Amphibia, Anura, Ranidae.